GCAAGAAAUGAAGGAGCUGGAGGAGCUGCGAGCCUUCAGGAUCAAGCAGAAGCUCGAGAUGGAUCGCGAACGAAUGGCGUCCGCAAACCCGCCGAGAGAAGCCAACAUGAUCGGAAGAGCAGCCAGCGGUUCAAGCUCAGUCCGAAACUCUCACGAGAGCUUGCCAGAAGAGCUCAUCAACAAGGACUCCAAACUUCAUUCCUUUGCUAGUGCGGAACAGGCGCCGCCAGUCGCUGAUGUCUCGGACGACGCCUUGGCAACUGCGCGCAAGAGCAAGAACAUCCCGCCGGAGCUAAUCAGCCGGGAAUCCAAGUUGCAAUCAAGGCACGUGGCGGAGGAGGAGGAGACCGAUCCUCAAGCACUGCCGCUGAUCGCAGAGGACAAGAUGACAGAAGAUGAGAAGGAGCAAGAGCAGGAGCAGGAGCAGGAGCAGGAGCAGGAGCAGGAGCAGGAGCAAUACGGUCGUCAACAGCAUCAAGAAUACGCUGAGGAGAUGCAACCUGACGCCCAACAGGGUUUAUCUCUCGUCAGCGCUGAGCCUCAGGAGGUACCUAGAGCUCGAGUAGAGGACGCGGACAGGGUGGAAAGAACAAGAGGGCAGCUGCCGGAGGGGUCGGAGGUGAAUCGAAACCGAAUCGACUGGGAGGCCUUGGCUGCCUUGCCGUACCUCAAGGAGGUGCGGGAAGACGAGGAGGCGGCGAGAGGGCACGAGGACGCUGGCAAUGAUAAGCAAAAGGAUGUGAAGAGGAGCAGGAUGGGGAGAGUCCCAUCCAGGCCGACAAGACAGCAGGCGGGGAAGCAGAAGAGCGGCCGAGCUGAACUGCCGACGGUAGACAGGAAGGUAAAACUCGUUGCACCACACCAGCACAGCCCUCGCAUCAUCUCCUCCUCCUCUAGGAUGAUCUUCUACUCUGGACCGUAGACGGUCGAACUUUCCAAUCAAUCAAUUAAACGUGGGGUAGAGACU
Messenger RNA from Guillardia theta CCMP2712, 967 nucleotides. RefSeq lists its product as hypothetical. Lineage: Eukaryota; Cryptophyceae; Pyrenomonadales; Geminigeraceae. The transcript is spliced from 8 exons. The record is from RefSeq and is a predicted model, not a curated record. Bases 8 to 922 code for a protein of 304 amino acids.